This is a messenger RNA of Sinocyclocheilus grahami, 603 nucleotides long. Its product is annotated as transmembrane protein 235-like. The coding region runs from base 1 to 603 and encodes 200 amino acids. The transcript is spliced from 4 exons. Lineage: Eukaryota; Metazoa; Chordata; Actinopteri; Cypriniformes; Cyprinidae. Gene Ontology annotation, cellular component: apical plasma membrane. The record is from RefSeq and is a predicted model, not a curated record.
AUGAAAAUGACAUACGGUUUCGUGGUCGUCGGCGGGGGUUUAACGGGUGUUCUCAGUUUCAGCUCUUUAGCGCUCGCCAUUGGGACUGAAUACUGGUACAUCAUCGAGGACAAACGCGCCAACCUCACCGACCCGGCGCGCACUAACUCUGGACUUUGGGGAGUAACAGAUGAUGUCCAAAGUCAUACAGAGGACACUGGAUAUUCAGAAUCAGAAAGGCAGAUGGAAAUCAUGCAUCGCGUGAUUGCCAUCUUACUGCCCUUGAGUCUGGUGAUGCUGGUGUUUGGAGGUAUCUGUGGUCUCGUCAGUUCCCUCGCAAGAAGCCAGACACUCCUGAUCGGAUCCGCUUCAUAUUUCCUCCUGUGCAGUCUUCUCACUCUCUCUGGGGUGAGUCUGUACAUCAGGUACUCUCAGAAGGCUCUGGAAGAAACUGAAAGGCGGAUGGGCCGUGAGCAAAUGGCUCAAGUGCACACAUCAUUCGGCUGGUCUAUGGGCAUGGCCUGGGUCUCCUUUCUUCUGGAGGUGAUCACUGGUCUUCUCCUACUGCUGGCUGUCAGGCUGGUGCCUUUAACCCAGUAUGAAGAGUCUGUUCCUCCCAUAUAG